Messenger RNA from Macroventuria anomochaeta, 207 nucleotides. RefSeq lists its product as uncharacterized. NCBI's taxonomy places the organism in Eukaryota, Fungi, Ascomycota, Dothideomycetes, Pleosporales, Didymellaceae. The transcript is spliced from 3 exons. The record is from RefSeq and is a predicted model, not a curated record. The coding region runs from base 1 to 207 and encodes 68 amino acids.
AUGUUCGCCAAACUCUUCGCCCUCUUCGCGAUCGCUGGCAUGGCUGCUGCCGCUGUCGUGCCUGUAGACAUCUGCAACGGGCAGACUUACCGCUGCGACGGUACCCUCAACACAAUCGAGGUCAUCGUCAAACCUCCACGGCCGAUCGAGGACAUGGACGUCAAGUCUGUUGGAGCUGAUCGGGAGCACGGUGUGAGUACGGAGUAG